AUGGGCGACGCUGGUGCUGCUCCCCUUCCAUCUCCCUUCAAGACCUGGCACAAUGAUACUUAUCCGGCCAUUGACCCUUCACGCCCUGAGCUUUCGCUCAGUGGGAAGACGGCAAUCGUGACUGGAGGCGCUGGUGCAAUCGGCUCUGCGCUCGUCAAUGCCUUCGCAAAGGCAGGUGUCAGUCUCAUUGGCAUCGUGGGACGUACACAGAAGACCUUGGACGCCACCAAGGCCAAAUUCGAGUCUCAGUAUCCAAAUACAAAGUUCCUCGCCGUGACAGCAGAUACGGCUUCUCUCUCAAGCGUCGAAGCUGCAUUCAGAUCUAUACAACAGCAGGCCAACAAGCCGGUCGACAUUCUUGUCCACAAUGCCGGCCAUCUCGCCGAACCCGCGACAAUCAUGUCCUCGGAUCCCAAGGAGUGGUGGACGUCUUUCGAAGUGAACAUCCUAGGGGCUUUCCACUCGGUGCGAGCCUUCAUCCCUGUGGGAUCUCCUACAGCGACCAUCGUCAACAUCUCGACGGGGGCGGUCCAUGCCCCAACAGACUUUGUAGCCAAUUUGUCAGCGUACGCGGCCUCCAAAAUAGGUGCUCUCAAAGUCUUCGAGUUCGUCCAGGCCGAGAACCCGGACUUGCACGUUGUCAAUAUUCAGCCGGGCGUCAUUUCGAGCGAUAUCAAUCGCAAGCAUGGGGCCAUGCCACCAAUGGAUACGCCGGACUUGCCAGCUUCAUUCUCAGUCUGGGCAUGCAGCCCCGAAGCCAAGUUCCUGAAGAACAAGUUUGUCUGGGCGAACUGGGACACGGACGAAAUGAAGGCCAAAGCUGACGAAAUCGCAAAUUCGCCCGCUUUCACGAUCGGUCUGAAUGGGUGGCCCGUGUUGGCUUGA
Messenger RNA from Fonsecaea multimorphosa CBS 102226, 885 nucleotides. RefSeq lists its product as uncharacterized. The transcript is spliced from 2 exons. The coding region runs from base 1 to 885 and encodes 294 amino acids. NCBI's taxonomy places the organism in Eukaryota, Fungi, Ascomycota, Eurotiomycetes, Chaetothyriales, Herpotrichiellaceae. The record is from RefSeq and is a predicted model, not a curated record. Gene Ontology annotation, cellular component: membrane.